Lodderomyces theae is the source of this 1164-nucleotide messenger RNA. RefSeq lists its product as uncharacterized. The transcript has a single exon. Lineage: Eukaryota; Fungi; Ascomycota; Pichiomycetes; Serinales; Debaryomycetaceae. The record is from RefSeq and is a predicted model, not a curated record. The coding region runs from base 1 to 1164 and encodes 387 amino acids.
AUGGAGGAGUUACAGCAAAGUAUGGGAUCUGAAGCUUCAAACCAGCCACCGAUUACAAACGUUAUCAACCCCAAUGACUACACCAAAAACCUUUCUUGCCUCAGAUUGACUCAUUAUUUGAUAAAAGCACUCCUCAAACCCUUUCUCACUUGCAAUGGACACAUCGAACCUGAUUUUGACGCCAACAUUGAGCAAGUCUUUAGCAUUGUCAAUCUUGUUGGCUUAGCAUCAACUUACAAAGUCAAAUCUUCUUCUGACGCAAUCUAUUUGUAUUUCCGCAAUCUCUACCCAAAAUGGGGCUUGAGUUUCGCAAUCUUACCAGGAUUGAGUCGUUUUCAUUUAGUCAACAUAGAGGAGAGAGAUAAGGAGCAAUUGGCAAUGUUGGAGAACCGAAUGGAGACAAACCUACAGAGUAGGCCACUGAAGAGAGAGAGUACAGGUAAAGAUAUACGCGAGCUGUCUUCUCAAUUUGAGCAGGUAAGUCAAGCUAACACCUCUUUGCAAAUAACAGCACCGAGCCUAAUUGAAGACAACCGACAAGAGAGCUCUCUGCAACCUGACGUCGCUGAGUAUCAGGGGCAGGAGGAGCUGGUUGAGUUGUUGCAUGAAAAUUCAGUUGAAAGUUUUAGUGGGGAGAACAAUGAAGAGUGUUUAGAUUUUGUCCUUAAAGUCCCUGGAAAUCAAUGGUUGGCAAGCACCUUAGAGGAAGAGGACACAGGUACCCAUGACAAUACAUCAACAAAUCAAAGUAUCGACCCAUUUCAACGAAACCCCUUUGUUCUAAGAAACUAUCUGGUUCGUAGUGAGCUUGCCAACCAGUCGAGAACUCCUGACCGUUUGAAUAUGUGUGGCACGUUCACAAAUGAACCUCGACAAAGCGUGGGUCUCCCCUCAGCCUCGCAAAUAUCAAGCCGGUUGUUGCUGACAACUAGCGUGACUUUGGGUGAUGAUCUUGUAGAUUGGUAUGAGCAAAUAUUUUGGGAGUUGGAGGAAGAUUUGAGGAAUGAACGCAGAAGGAAUCAAACAAGUUUGAAUCCAGCUUCAAUCAAUUUUGCCUGGGCUUCAAAUAUUUUACCCUCAUACACUGUGCGACAACCUAGAGAGAACGAAAGCUUUUAUCCUAUUUCUGGAGACUUACCCCCUGUGUACUCAAGCUUGAUUUGA